CCACGGGCCCCCCUGUGAGUUCACUUCUCCUCUCUGAGGGCAGCAAAAGGAGAACGCAUAGCAGUCCACGUUCUCGGCCGACUCCAUCGUCUGGGAGCUGUGUCUCAGGAUGAGGGCCCCCAGGCUGAUGGGGACACUACUCACCGUGGCCAGUGUGUUACGGGCGGCUCUGUCCCUGAGGAUAGCCGCCUUCAACAUCCAGAGCUUUGGGGAGACCAAGAUGUCCAAUGCUACCAUCUCCCAGUACAUUGUUCAGAUCCUGAGUCGCUACGACAUCGCCCUGGUGCAAGAGGUCAGGGACAGCCACCUGACAGCCGUGGGCAAGCUGCUGGAUGACCUCAACCAGAAGGCACCAGACACCUUCCAUUUUGUGGUGAGCGAGCCGCUGGGGCGGAACAGCUACAAGGAGCGUUACCUCUUCCUGUACAGGCCUGACCAGGUGUCCGUGCUGGGCAGCUACUACUAUGAGGACGGCUGUGAGCCCUGCGGGAACGACACCUUCGCGCGGGAGCCGGCCAUCGUCAGCUUCUCCUCGCCCUUCGCGCAGGUCAGAGAGUUUGCCGUCAUCCCCUUGCACGCAGCCCCGCUGGACGCGGUGGCCGAGAUCGAUGCUCUCUACGACGUCUACCUGGAUGUGCGGAAGAAGUGGGGCAUGGAGGACAUCAUGCUGUUGGGUGACUUCAAUGCCGGCUGCAGCUACGUGAGUCCCUCGGACUGGGCAUCCAUCCGCCUGCGUAUGAGCCCCGCCUUCCACUGGCUGAUCCCCGACACCGCGGACACCACCGUGAAGUCCACGCACUGCCCCUACGACCGGAUCGUGGUUGCGGGAACAUCCCUCCAAGAUGCCAUUGUCCCCAACUCGGCCAUGCCCUUUGACUUCCAAGCUGCGUAUGGACUGAGCAACAAGAUGGCUGAAGCCAUCAGUGACCACUACCCUGUGGAGGUGGCGCUGAAGUGAGUGAGCCUGAUGUGGCGGCGCCCGACCUGCAACCUCCCUUCUCCAGGGGAGUGUGGAUACUGGUACAGAGAUGUCACUGCCACCC
Trichechus manatus latirostris (Florida manatee) is the source of this 1043-nucleotide messenger RNA. It is a transcript of the gene DNASE1, whose product is annotated as deoxyribonuclease 1. Gene Ontology annotation, cellular component: nucleus. The record is from RefSeq and is a predicted model, not a curated record. Bases 110 to 958 code for a protein of 282 amino acids. The transcript is spliced from 9 exons. Gene Ontology annotation, molecular function: deoxyribonuclease I activity; DNA binding. NCBI's taxonomy places the organism in Eukaryota, Metazoa, Chordata, Mammalia, Sirenia, Trichechidae. Gene Ontology annotation, biological process: DNA catabolic process.